This is a messenger RNA of Racocetra fulgida, 579 nucleotides long. Lineage: Eukaryota; Fungi; Glomeromycota; Glomeromycetes; Diversisporales; Gigasporaceae. The record is from the annotation of a GenBank genome assembly.
AGACGUAAUCCUUCGGUAUAUAAAACUAAAAGAGAAUGUCUUUGUCAGAUUCUUAAUAACUUCGACAAUAUCAUACAAAUGACAGACGUUCAGCUUAUUGAAAUUUCAAAUAAAUGGAAUUAUCAUGCUGAGGAAGAACUAAUAGACAAUAAUUCCGAAAACAAUUACGAUUCAAACGAAGUCUGGAGAAUGCAAUGUAGAAAAGACAAAGCUAGGGCCGAUAUUAAUCAUCUUGACAUUGGAUAUCCUGAUACUGAUCACCUUGAUAUUGAACAUCCUGAUACUGUUCACCUUGAUAUUGGACGUUCUAAUACUGAUCACCGUGAUAUUGAACGUCCUGAUACUGAUCACCCUGAUAUUGGACGUCGUGAUACUGAUCACCUUGAUAUUGGACGUCCUGAUACUGAUCACCUUGAUAUUGGACAUCCUGAUACUGAUUACCUUAAUAUUGGACAUCCUGAUACUAAUUACCUUGAUAUUGGACAUCCUGAUACUAAUCACCCUGAUAUUGGACGUUAUAAUACUGAUCACCUUGAUAUUGGACGUCCUGAUACUGAUUACCUUGAUUGGAUAUCCUGA